Oncorhynchus keta (chum salmon) is the source of this 11014-nucleotide messenger RNA. It is a transcript of the gene cdk5rap2, whose product is annotated as CDK5 regulatory subunit associated protein 2. Gene Ontology annotation, cellular component: microtubule organizing center. The record is from RefSeq and is a predicted model, not a curated record. Lineage: Eukaryota; Metazoa; Chordata; Actinopteri; Salmoniformes; Salmonidae. Bases 16 to 9024 code for a protein of 3002 amino acids. The transcript has 49 exons.
UUCCUUGCUCAGAACAUGAGAACAUAUGAAAGCUGGUGGUUCCUUUUAACAUCAGUCUUCAAUAUUCCCAGCUGUAGCAUGUCCAAACUCCCAGACUCCAUAGACGUCGGGGAUUUCUCCAUGGACAACAUGACAGCCCCUACGUUUCCAGAUAAGAUGUCCCCCGUCAAGACCGCUCUCACCCUAAAAGACUACGAGAAUCAAAUCAUGACUCUGAAGAAGGAGAACUUCAACCUGAAGCUGCGUAUUUACUUCAUGGAGGAGCGCAUGCAGCAGAAAUGCGACGACUCCACAGAGGACAUAUACAAAACGAACAUUGAGCUGAAGGUGGAGGUGGAGUCUAUGAAGAGAGAUCUGGCAGAGAAGCAUGAGCUACUGGUGUCUGCAUCGAAAGCGUUGGAGAGCCUGGCAGGUAGAGAGUCUGGUGACUCCCUGCGUGUGAGAGAGCGAGCCCACAGGGAGAUGGAUGCACUCCGAGACACUCUCAACAAGCGCAUCGCUGAGCUGGAGCAGGGUCUGAGAGCAGCCGAGAAGGAAGUCGACAAGAUGGCCGCCAUUGCUGAGCAGGAGAAGGUGAGAAGCAUUGGUAUGGAGAAGCAGCUCUUGACCCUGGGCCCGUCGGGAACCUUCACCCCCAUCCAUGUUCCCAGCCACGACCUGCAGCAGGCUCUACAGGAGAAAAACGGUGUCAUAGAUCAACUGAGGAUAUCUGUGAUGAACCAGGAAGCUGUGAUCCAACAACUACAAAGUACUGGCAGAGACCAGGGGACGGACACACCAACCACAGAGCACACCCUACAGCUCUCUGCUCUCAUUGGCCAGAAAGACCAGGAACUGCAGACUCUGAGGGCUGAGCUGGGCCGUGAGAAGGACAGGACGGAGAAGGACCAUCAGGGUUUCACUGAGCAGCUGAAUGAGGUGAGCAGGCUGGAGACAGCCCAGAGGCAGCUGAAUGAGGAGAUGAACCAGUUCAGAGCAAUGAACCAGAACCUCUCCAAGACCCUUGAGGACAUCCAGAAUAACAACAAGGUACUGUCUGGUAAGUUGGAGGAGACUGAGAACGAGCUGGGCUCGGAGAAGAAAAACGCUCUGAAACGAGACAAAACCAUCCAGGGACUCAGUCUGGUGCUCAAAGAAAAGGAAAAAGAGAUUGAAGAGCUGUGCCAUGAGAUUGAGGACAGGGACGAGGCAUUAGCCAAAGCCAGGGAGGCAGCGCACAAAGCCCAGCUCCAGAAAUACCAGGGUGCGGAAGAGCACCAGUCUCUGCUGAUGGAGAAGCAGGCGGAGCUGUCCCAGCUCCAGGGCGAGCACCACACCAAGCGGCUGGAGGCGCAGAAGCUGCAGCGCUCCCUGGGCAGGAGGGAGCAGGAGCUGGCUGAUCUGCAGCAGGCCAAGGAGCAGCUGGAGCAGGAGCUAGAGGAGCUGCAGCAGCAGAGGAAGAAGGGGGACAAAGCUCUUAAUGAGAUGCAGAACCAGCUAAAGAAGCUUAACGGGGAGCUGGGUGAGAGGGAAAGCAGUCUGGAGCAGCAGUACCAGGAGCAGCUGGAGCAGACAAAGAGGAGGCUGCAGAGUCACGAGGUCACCAUCCAGCGCCUUACCACCUGCCUGGCCGACAAGGAGCAGCAGCUACAGGAGUACAUGAACAUGAUGAGAGACAUGGAGCAGAGCAGAAGUCCUGAGGAAAGUGACACUAUGCUUUCAAAGCUGCGAGAACGACUGAAAGAAAAAGAAAAGGCUCUGGAGCAAGCGCUGGAUGAGAAGUUUUCAGCUCUAGAAGAGAAAGACAACGAGAUCCACCAGCUGCGUCUGUCACUCAGGGAGAAGGAGAGGGACCUGGAGAGACUCAACAACCUGCUGUCUCACAAUGAGGACACCAUCAACAGUUUUGACGCGUUGAUCAAGGAGAAGGACGUGGAGCUGCAGCACCUUGCCAACACUAUGAAGAACUUGCAGCGUGCCAAGCAGGAUGUGGAGGACAACCUGAACCGAGCCUGCAGGGAGAAGGACUCCAUCAUCAGUCAGCUGCAGCUGUCCCUGGAGGGCAAGACCAAGGACAUGGAGGCGAUGGCAAGUGCCCUGCUGAGCCAGUCCCAGUCUCAGGCCCGUGACCUUGCAGAGCAGAUGGGUCAGAGGUUAAAGGUGGCAGAGGCCAUGCUGGUGGACGCGGUCAAGGCCCGUGAGAGGCUGGUGGCGGACAACGAGAGCGCCGUGGAGGGCCUGCUGGCCACAAUCGGCAGCAAGGACCAGCUUCUCAAGGAGUCAGCGGAGCACUAUAACAGGACACUGUCUGAGCGCAUCCAGGAGAUCGAGGAGCUGAGGCGACAGCUGUGUACCCGGCAGCAGCAGCUGGCCUCCGCUGAGAAACUUAGUUCCACUGCAACACAGGAGGGUUACCUGGAGAUGGCCAAGCUCAGGGCCCUGCUGACCGAGAAGGAAUCCAUCAUCAUUAAACUUCUGGAGCGCGGCCGGGAGAGGGACCAGUUCCUGGCUGAGUUGAGGCAGAAGGAACCUGCACCGUCCCAGGUGCUGGAGCUCAGACAGACAAUCCAGUUGCUGCAGGAGAGACUGGAGGAGAGGGAAGGUGACCUCUCCAAGAGGAACAACAACGAAGACAGCAUGGAGAAGGUCCCUCUCAUCAAGAAGACAGUGGUCAUCCUGAAGAAGGAGUUGGCUCAGAAGACUGAGGCUCUCAACAAGUCUCUGAAGAGGGAGAAUGAGCUCAAGAUGUCCCUGGCUGAUCUCCAGUCAGUGUUGUCUGAGCUGGAGGGGCGUAUCGAGGGCCAGGCGGCCAGCAUAGACUCCCUCACCACCACCCUGGAGACCAAGGACGAGAUUAUAAACGACCUCCACCAGCGUCUGGGACAGAGAGGGGACAGUCAGACCAAGGAGCCCCAGGAUCAGGCUGCUGAAGCCGGGGUGGCGCACUCGCUCCCUGGCCUCCCUCAGCGGGAGAGGACCAUCAUCGGUGGUGACAGCCAACAAGAGGUCCUGCCCUUGUUGGCUGACCUGCAGGUGGAGCACCGCUCUUUGAACCGUGCCCUGAGGGCCGAGCAGCAGCUCUACUCCAGCUUGGUUCGCACCGUCAAAGAACAGGACAGUGCCCAGCGUCUUCACUCCCUCCAGAUGGAGCUGACAGCGGUGACACUCCUCAGACAGCAGCUGGAAGAAGGGAUCCGGAGCAACGAGGAGCUCAGAGAAGACCUGGAAAGAGAGCUCGCCAGAACCAAGCUCUCAAAAGAAGGGCGCGAGGGCCAGGUCCACGUUGACCCCAGGGAGCUGCAGAGUGUCAGGCAUCAGCUGGAGGACACCCAGCGCUGGAACGCCUCCCUGCAGGCCCGCCUCGGAGUCAUCAAGAACCGCGGGGGAGGGGUGGGUGCCACCAAUGACACCGCUGACACCCUGGGUAGUUUCAUGGCCGACCAGACGUCCUACAUGAGUAUCUGUGUAGGAGAGGGGGAGGGCCUGGACCAUCUGUCUGUAGAGGAGCUCCGACAGAAGGUGAUGGAGCUGCAGGACUAUGUCAGUAAACUGAUGGCUGUGAAUGAGGACCUGCAGAGGACGCUUUCAUUGACUGAGGGCUCAGACCACAAUCUAUCACAAAGCAGCUCUGGGAAAGAGCAGCAUCUAGAGCGGAGACAGGAGAAAAAGUCGCCGCACAGUGACAGAGUCCACAGUGACUCUGGCCAGGACAGAGGGAGCCAGACGGACAGUGGCCUUGGACAGGUGGUAGAUGGAAGGCUGAAUGACGGCCACCAAUCUGCUGAUGUGACUGUGAGCAAUACCCUGGCCCAGAUCCAGAGAGGGAUAUGGCCUGCCUGGUCUUCCAAAGCCACCAGUGAGAGCCAGUCACAGAGCAGCCAGCAGGGAGAGGUGGAGAGGGACAGAAACUGGGAGCAGCUUUGUUCUCUUCUGUCUGACUGUGGGGCCUUAUCAGUCAACCACCUCAGGGAGGAGCUACAGAGGUUGCGGUCAGAGAAUGUGGACCUGAGGGGUCAAUUAAAGGAGGAGAAAUCCAAGGAGUCCAAGGAGAGCGCCGACACCUUGGGCGACAUCGGCGACGCACAGGGCGACCUCCGCAAGACAUUGGAGAGGCUGAGGUCAGAGGCAAAAGGUCACCGCAAGAUUAUCCAGUUGCUGAAGGAGCAGCUGGAGAGGACUGAAGAGGUGGUGGACGUAGAGACCCUGUCGGAUAGUCAGCCGGGCAUGAUGAUGACGAUGACCCAGGAGAUGGAGAGGCUGCGUUUGGAGCAGGAGGGAGGAGCUCAUGGUAGAGAGAAACUGCUUGAAGGAGAAGAGAGGGGGAAAGCACAGGGUCAUGCCACACAGGGGAACAGCCACACACAGCCUGCCAAGGGACAUUCAUAUCGCAUAGCAAGACAUGGGGCUGGUGUCAAAUCUCGCCUGCCCAUCCCCGUGAGACACAACAAAACAGACACUGCUGGCAGCAGGGAGUCGGUAAACCAGGCGUCAGACGAGGUCUCCUCUCAGAUGUUCAGAGAAGUACUACAUCAACUAGGCCUGGAAGACCACCAUGACCAGCAAACGUCAGACUCUGACUCCCACAGCUCUCCUAGAGCCACCCAGCACUGCAGCCCAGGCUCUAACCAUAGCAGCACCACUAGGGGGACUAUCAGACAGGGCCUGGAGACUGAGUUCCUCCGAGCUCAGGCCCCCACCGAUGCCGAACUCCUAUCCCAGUUGGAGCUCCUCCACCAGGAGUGCCAGGACAAGGAGCAGCUGAUAGACCGUCUGGAGGAGCAGAUGGCCGAGUGGGACGAACUUCAAGCCCAGCUCCGGGAGAAAGACCGGCUCAACUGUCAUUAUAUGGAAGCCCUGCAGGCCGCCGAGUCCACCAUCACUUAUCUUACAGCCUGCAAUCUGGACAGAAACAGCCAGGGUGGAGUACUAGGCUCUGGUUCAGAGUACAAACUCCAGAGACAAUGCAUUGAGCUCCAUAAAGCCCUUGAGGAGAAAGAGAGACUCAAUACCCAGCUGGUGGAGUGCCUCAACAUGGUCGAGGUGGCCAUUGCCUCACUCCCCGGCACCUCGUCAUCCGCCAACGCCCUGGACGGUCAUUUGGACCCCCAGGAGCUGUGCGCGAGGCUGGAGGCGGCCUUACGGCAGGUCAGUGCUUCUCUUGACCCUCUGGUCCUGAAAACCUCAGUUCCAGGGCCUUCGGGGUACCCCCUGGGCCUCAACGCGGAGCUGCAGCAGCAAGCGGACUCCCUGCAGGAGGCGCUGUGGGAGCAGAGCCGGCUGAACGUCGAGCUGCAGGAGAGGCUGAGGUCAGCUGAGGAGGCUGUCGCAGCACAGCAGGGCACUGCCAACAUUGCCCCCGCAGGCCUGGAGGGAAAUUACGGCAGGCAGCCAGAAGAAGACCUGAAUGAGAUUCCGAGAGGGAAUGAAACAAAGGAACAGAGAGGUUGGGGAAAACAUCAUGGAAGAAGCAAGUUUGCGUCCGAUGUGAAGAGCAGCCUAGGAUCUGAGCAGGUUGCCAAGCAUCUCUCCGAGUGUCUCAGAGCAGCCGAGUCGGCCAUAGGCUCACUCACAGCUCACUGUACCAACACGAGCACUAGCACCUCUACCACGACCAGAGCAGCUCAAACCAGCUCUGACUUACAACAUCAGCUAGACAGACUACAGAGAACUCUACAGGAGAGAGAAGCAUUGGACGACCUGGGCUCCACUGAACCCACCCACCAACAGACCAGUGAGAACCCCACACGACACACCACCCCUGGGGCUGAAACCCCCUCUCCCUUAGAGCUCCACCAUAACAUCUGCCUCCUCCAGAAGGCCUUCUACGACCUGCAGGAGGAGAGGGGACGCAGGGAGAGGGAAGCCAAGACGGUGGAGCCUGGAGCUUGGGUACCACCACAAGAUGUCCAGGCCCAGCUGGAAAGCCUUCAGAAGGCUUUGAAGGAGAGGAAGAGGGCCUGUAAGAGCCUGGAGGAGAAGCUGGCCAUGGCUCAGUCCAUCAUAGCUCUGCAGAACUCCUCCAAGAAGACCAGUCAUGUAGCAACACAGAGAGCGCCCCCUCUGGAGCAGGAAGACAAGGGCGUGCAGGUGGACCUGCAAGACCUGGGUUACGAAACCAGUGGCAAGAGUGAGGCCGAGGUGGAUAGGGAGGAGAGCAGUAGCACAGAUAUGCAGCUUGUCCCUGGCAGUGCUAACAGCAGCCUACCCUGCCUGCUGAAGCAGGACCAGGAGGAGCCCUCGUUCUCCUCCACAGAGAACCUUGACACGGCCUCCAGUGCCUCCUACCCCAGCUCCCCCACUCUCAGCUCCCCCAAGGUGAGUCUGAAGAGCCUCCAGACGUUUGACUCCUACGGUCUGUGUGAAGACCCAGCCCAGCUCCAGGCCCAGGUGAGGGAGCUGAAGACCCAGCAAGAGAGCCAACACCAGGUCAUCCUCCACCUGCAGACCAUGCUACGCCGCCGCGCCUCCCUGUCCAGUGAACUGUUGACCGCCACAUCUGACUCCCACACUGCCACGGGAGGUCACACGGGCUCCGAGAGGGGGGAAGAGGGUGGGAAGGAGGAGAGGAGCCUGGAGGGAGAGGGGGAGGUGACGAAGGAGAAGAUGAAGAGUAUGAGCAUGGAGCUGGAGAGGGAGAGGAGCGUGAACAGGAGUAUGAGCGAGCAGCUGUUGCAGGCCCAGCAGCGGAGUCGAUCAGCCUCACCUGCCAGGAUCGACUCCCUGGUCCAGUCGCAGGCGAGGGAACUGUCCCAGCUGCGUCGUCAGAUCCAGGAGAGCCGGGGCCUGGGGGCACUUCAUCGGAUGCAGCUGGAGGAGCUGUCGCAGGCCUUCGAGGAGCUGCUACAGGCCAGCGACGUGGACUACUACGUGGGAGAGGUGUUCCGAGAGCAGCUGGACAAGAGCCUGGGCGUCCUGGAGAGGCUAGAGGGCCGGCUGGAGAAAGGAGACGCUCAACUGGAUAACGAGGACGGGGCAGCACUGGAGCUGGCGCAAAGGCUGUCUAAAGAGUUACAGGAGAAGACCCGUCUGGUCCAGAGUCUACAGAUUCAGCUGCGAGGCCAAACUCCUAGCAGCCACCACAGCUCAGACUCAGACCUGUCGGACAGGGUCUCUAACCAGGCCACAGCCUCCUACCACAACAGCCCCACCCUGCCAGCCUGUAGCAAACUCCAUGGCAACCAGGCCUAUCAUGGAAUGAAAGAGUCCAACGGGAGCUCAACGUCGGCUCCAGAGUCUGCAGCCCAGCAGGAUGGGGGCGUGGCUAAGGAUGGGGGUGUGUCUGGCCCUGGGGUAGUUUCUGGACAUAAAUGGAGAGCCAGGCAGCUCCAGGGCCUGCAGAGGGAGAAUGGGCGCCUGGUGGAGCAGCUGAGGAGCAGCGAGGAGCUUAACGCCACGCUGCGCUGCGAGCUGGACCUCCACCGCUCUAUCCUGGUCCAGGGGAUCUCCACACCACUACACACCCAGGGAGAGGGGCUGGGGCAGAGCCAGGGACAGGCUGGGGGGUCACCACAGAACAGGGAGGACCAGAGGGGAGAGGGACACCCAGCUUCACAGCAGGACACUGCCCAGCUAUGCAGCAUGAACCCAGACCUGUUAGCAGAACACCUGUUGGAGAUCAGAGCCCUGAGACAGCGUCUGGAGGAGACCAUCUACAACAAUGACCGGCUCAGAGAACAGCUGGAGAGAAGACUGGGUGAGGUGGAGAGAGACCCAGCCACCAACAUCUUCAUCCACGGUACGGAGGAGCAGGGCCAGCUGACCAGUGAGCUGCGGUUCCUCUGGGGACAGAACCAGGCUCUGAAGGAGCAGCUCAACCUGGGUUCGAGAGACAAGCAGAAGGAGAACGAGAAGCUGCGUGAGGCGCUGGCCAGACGGACGGCCAAGCUGGAGCAGAGCAGGAAGGAGUGUGAGGUCCUGAGACAGGAACACACACGUCUUCAGGACCGCCUGGACAGGAGCAUCCUGGAACACACACACCUCCAGGACACACUGCACUACAGCCGCCAGGAGAUCCACAGGUUGCAGUGUGAGGUGAAGAUGCAGAGACAGCAGCUGUCAGACAGUCAACACCUCCUCCAGUCUCUACGUGUGGAGCUGCAGGUCUACGAACAGAUCAAAACUGGGACACACAAGCACACAGAGUCCAGUGGUACAGCCCAACAGUCUGGUUCAGGGUCUGGGACGAACCAAGUGGACCUGGGGGAGCUGCUGUCAGAGAUCCGUCACCUGAGGCUGCAGCUGGAGAGGAGCAUCCAGACCAACACGUCCCUGAGGCAGAAACUGGAGGAACAGCUGCUCAGAGGUCCCAACCGCCCAGAUACCAUCAAUAUCAACUAUCUACUGGCUACUUCAGAGGUUACAGGCAGGUCUCCUGGUUGUGAAGGCUGUGAUCCUCCCCGCCACUCCUCCUCUCACGAUCUGAAGUGUCAAGCCCAGUCGGAGAUGGACGCUGUGUCACAGUGUAGUAACAGUUCUGGGGACAGUAUCUCUGGCUCUGCUCCCCCUCCAUCCCGCUUGGUGCCCGGCCACCGCCUGUGGGCCAACCGCCAAGGGCGCCACAUCCUGGGUCUUAUCGAGGACCACAAUGCCCUGCGGAAGCAGAUCUCCGAGGGAAGGAGGCUCACCCGCACCAUGGACACACACCUGCAGGAGUGUGUCUGCACACUCAGCCAGCAGGGGACUGACAACAGGGUGGUGGAGCAGAGUCACCUGAAGGCUCUGUCCAGCAGUGUGAACACUAUGCAGCAGGUCCUGGAGGAGGCUGGCCAGCUGCUCAAACUGGUCUGGAGGGUAUCCCUGCCCUCUGGCACUGUGACCGCAACCAGCAACCAGCAGGAUGAGCUGUUGAAGAAUGAGAUAGCUAGUCUGAAGAGCCGUCUGUCCCAGCAGGAGCGGAUGCUGAGCGGUGCAGUCAAACGGCUGCGGACCACCAACCAGCUCAAAGAGGGCAUGGAGAGGGUCAUUAUUGACCAGCUGUCGUUAACCCAUGGAGUGCUGAAGAAGGCCAGAGGGAAUCUAGAGGAGGUCCCGGUCAAUGGUCAGUGACCAUCGGUCCUUCAGGAUCCUCCAAGGGAGUGAGUGUUCUCAGCCCUGCCAGCAGAUACGGUUCCUCUCCUCUGGGGAUUCAGUGUGACUCCUCAUCCCACUGCAGCUACUAGAGCUGCUCAUCCAAUAGUCUACGGUGCCUUCCUCUCGUCACCUUUCCUUUGUCUGCACUGAUAUGUUAUACAGUUUAGCAAAAGCAUUACUGGUUUUCCCCUAAUCUGUUCAAAUUAAGGAAAAGGGACAGGUAGGCACUUUACAUCUCACUGUUGAUGUGCCCCUGCUCUAAUACUGUCUGCUUGUUGAGUAACCUUACCCUGAGCUAUGCAAAUAGGACUGUACUUGCACACUUGCCUAUGUUCGGUACAAAAGUUGUAAAAGGAAAUGUAACAUUCUAUCCCUCUUGUAAAUGUAAUUUCUUAAGAUUGUAAUAUCCUUUUUAUACAAUGUCUUUCCCUGUCAAUAGUAUAUUGUCCUGGGCUUCAGAGUGUAAUGUCUCAAUGUAAUGUCCUCAAAACAUUAACUAUACAUGAAGACACAAUCAAAAUGUCAUGUUCUACUAGGUAUUUUAUUAGCAAACAUGUUUUAAUGUAGCAGUACGUGAUGCACAAAUGAAAAGUCAGAAAAUCCAAGCAACAUUUUUAAAAGGAGAAAACAUCCCUCAAUCCAAGCGUUAGAAAAGUCUAAAUGAUAUAGAAAACAGCAGAUAAAGUAACUAGGCAGCUCAUUACAAAUGUAUAAAUUGAUUAAAUGUGGCGUCACAAUUUGAUAUACGGGUUCAAUUUUUCGAUACCAAAAGGUCCUGUCAGAAAUGGCCUAUAAAACUAGGCCGGGGGAAAGACUGGACACUGUCAACAAGACAGAUGUUCAAUAGCACCAAGAUCUGUUACUACUGAUUCCUUUAGAGGUAAAUCUCUACAGUCUCACAAUGGACUUUUUUCUUUAGCUAGCCCUUGUAAGCAGCUGUAUCCUCUGUUUUGACAUUCCCACUGAGGUAUAUAGUAGGCUAUAAGCAUGACAAAUUGGAGAUAUGACCCAUGUGUAUGGGAGCAUUCUGAACACCCAAAGCCUGAUUGUUAGAAUCGGCACGUCAGGACUUUGUACAGCAGAUUCGAAAGGUGACUGGCUUGACAAAUAUCAAUUCAACUGAAAAGAAUGAACCGACACUGUUGCACCGUGAAAAGUAUAAUUCAGAAGAGAAUGGUUACGGUGCCGUGUGAGGAGAAUACGAUAGCCAUGUGUGACAAGAGUUUCAGGCCCAUAACUUCUUAACAGGAAAACCUCCUGGCCCUAGUCGUACACUCCACGUGGUGGGUCUACCUCUGUAUGUGGCGUACGAAGGCCUGCACCAGCUGGAUGAAAGGCUCCUGACCCUCAUGGCUGGCCUUAGCGCCUGGGGGCUGGGGAGAUGGCAAAAGGCUGCUGGCCGGGGACGAGGGGGCGCCACGGCGGAAGUGACGGGACAGGCUGGAGAGGAGGGUGCUCUGGAGGGGAGACAGGCAUCACAUAAUAUAUUAAAAUAGCUUCUUUUUUUAAUGAAUUGCAGGCUACUAGAAACAAGACACUGAGCUGAUGAGAACAGAUGGGACUAGAGUGGAAUGGCAAAAAACUAAGAGAAUGACUUACCAGUUCAGAGCCAAGCUCCUGUUUGAGUCUCUGUUUGUCUCUGGGGGCGAUGCUGGGGUCCUUCAGACAGCGGACGGCCUGGGAGAUGAGCACGUAGAAACAGUUCUCCAUGGUGAACAUCAGCAGAGACCUGGAAGGACAGUCACACAUACCAGUUAGAAAUGACCAAUAUUACCACCAGUGAGAACAACUUUCUCUCUGUCUCCUUACUUGAGGGCUUGGGUUUCCUCUGACGAGGCCAGGGAGGCCACACUCAGAGAGGCUGGCUCCUUCUUCUCUACCUAAAUACGGACAGAACACAGAAAGUCAAAUGUACAGUACAAUUUAUAUUUCCUCAUUUGCAAGAAAUAAAAUAAUUUCAAUGUCA